AUGUCUCCGGCAGGCUCGAGCAAACGUCGCCGACGCUCCGGGAUCCCGGUGCUGCCGGACGUUAUACUGAAGGAGGACCACCUGGGCGAACUCGAGAAGCCUCGGGUCGUGAUCGCCGAGGUCGAGGCCAGGACCGCCAGGUCCAAGGACAACCGGGGCUACAGCCGCGCCCGUGCCAACGAACUCCACCGCGAGGCCGAUCGGCUCUACUACAAAGGAGACUACGAGUCGGCGCUCGCGCUUUACCACCGCGCCGCCCGGCUGUACCCGCACGAGGCGACUCACGCAGUGGCGGCCCGGCGCACCGAGGCCGCUAUAACCUCGGCGACCAACCCACCCCACGAGCUCGCGCGACUACUCCGCGAGGCCCGUAGUCCCGCCCAGGUGCCCGCUGUCCUCUGCCCCGAAGCAGCGGCUCAUCGGGCUCGGGCCAUCGUCGGCGAGGCGGCGGAUCCCCUACGGCAAAUACCCGAGAUCCUCAAGUUCUUCGACGCGAGGAAGGACUUUUGGCGCUUGCCGGGGCCGUCGGCGCCCCACGCCGGGGCGAAGCGACAGUUGAGCAAGUGCGUGAGAUCGGCGGUGCGGGAGCUCGAGCGCGCCCACGAUGCCGGAGCCGUGCACGAGCUCGGCAAGGAGCUCGUCAACCUCGUCUCCCUGACCGACGCCCCGAGUCGCAACCUCGUCGCCGCCUGUGGCUACCUGGCCGAGAAGCACGUGGCCGUGGGCAGGCACGACCGAGCCGUGGACAUGGCCGCGAGGAUGGUCUUCCUGGCGCGGAGCUCAGCAGAUUCCGACUCGCUCGUCCGGGCACUCGUCGCCUUUGGCAGGGCCCACGUCGCGUUCGGGCACCUCGACGCUCUCGCCAAGCUCUGGGAACGGCUGGUCGGCGACAUCCACGCGGAGGAGGUGGCCCAAGCUUGGCUGUACCACGACCUGGGGAGGUGCCACCUCGAGCUGGGGAACCUCAGCCGGGCGCUCGAGGCCUCGGAGCGUAGCUUGGAGCUGGCCUCGGAGGUGAAGUCGCGCAAGUGGACGCUGCGGGGUCAGUUGUUGCGUGGACAGGUGUUGUUGAAGUUUGGCCGGUUCGUCGAGGCGGUGUGCGCCCUGAGGGUGGCAGGUCGGCUGGCAGAGGAGGACGCGGGUAGGGGCGAGGGUGGCACGGGUGAGCUGCUCGCGUACGUGCAGAGCCUCGUUGAACAGGUGACGCGUCUCCUGAGGCGACUGAACGAGGAACGCGACCGGAGAGCCGACGAGUCGAGGCGCGCGGUCGUGACCGGUGGCCUUGGGGGAGGGGAGCUGCUGUUCGUCGACUCGAUUGCAAAAACCGAGAAGGAUGAGGAGGAGGAGGAAAAACGGGACGCCGGAGAUGUCGUGCCCGCUAACGACGAAGUUGCCGAGGAAACAAAGAACGGGGACCCCGAGCCAUUCGCCAACUACUCGGCUACUCGGCAAGAGUUGCUGCGGUACUGCAGCGACGGCACCAAUAUUGUGCUGGACAACGACACCAGCGAGGCCUCGCCGGACGGUACGAGCGAACAAAAGUACAGUCCCAUCACGGACUAUCUCAAGAGCCUCGAGACCACUGGCUUCGAGGAUGUACUGAGCCAAUAG
Molecule: messenger RNA, 1611 nt
Organism: Copidosoma floridanum
Lineage: Eukaryota; Metazoa; Arthropoda; Insecta; Hymenoptera; Encyrtidae
Product: tetratricopeptide repeat protein 25-like
Source: RefSeq, a predicted model, not a curated record